Messenger RNA from Pangasianodon hypophthalmus (striped catfish), 2859 nucleotides. RefSeq names its product cytolytic toxin-alpha-like. Lineage: Eukaryota; Metazoa; Chordata; Actinopteri; Siluriformes; Pangasiidae. The transcript is spliced from 7 exons. Gene Ontology annotation, molecular function: protein binding. The coding region runs from base 126 to 2600 and encodes 824 amino acids. The record is from RefSeq and is a predicted model, not a curated record.
ACUUUGGACUUAGCACUGCAAACAUGUUUCUUAACAUCUCAAAGUUCAAUAUCGAGCAGAAAAUGAGAAAAAAAAAAUGACACAAAAGUGUUUUCUGAUGUUGGCUUCAGACUUCAUCUCUUACCAUGCCAAGAGCAGAGACACCAGGUGUCCUUGUUGACCAUUCCAAGAUGAUGGCACUUUUGGUGUCCCUGAAGCAGCUGAACUUUAUGUACUGUGCAUAUCUAUGGUUUGUAGCCCUAGCUGUGGUGAAUGCACAGGAAAUGUUACAACCCAAACCAGAUGAGGUCUGGAUUUCAAAUGAAGACAGAGGAAGACAUCUUUUUUUAGCAGACCAAGAAAACCCAAAAGUUCCAGCCAUGGCAUCAGAGACCAUUGAAGUGGCAGCUCUAGGAAGACCUCUGUUUCCUGGUAUGCUGUAUGACUGCCGCAAAGAUUCCUUCAUUCCAGGUGUUACUCUUUGGGAUAAGAAAUCAUUGAGUGAAAAUUUGGACAGUCGUCCACAGCCCAAGACAGAUGUGAAGUUCAGUAGCUCCGACUCUUUCUCUAGUAAGACCAGUCUCCUGGAUGUAAGUGCUUCCCUGAAGGCCAGCUUCUUGGGAGGGCUGGUGGAGGUGGGAGGAUCUGCCAAGUUCCUGCGUGACACCAAAUCCUCAAACCAACAGUCCAGAGUCACAAUGUAUUACAGUGAAACCACAAGAUUUGAACAACUCACUAUGACCCAUCUGGGCCAGAUCACCCACCCUCAGGUGUUUGACCAGAAAACUGCAACUCAUGUGGUCACGGCUGUACUGUACGGAGUUCAGGCCUUCAUGGUGUUUGAUCGGACAUUUUCAGAAGAGGAAGACAAGCAGGAGAUUGAGGGAGAACUGAAUAUCAUGGUCAAGAAGAUUCCUCUAUUUUCUAUUGAGGGGAAAGGAGCUAUAAAAAUGACAGAUGGUGAUAAGGAAGUGGCUGAGAAGAUCACCUGCACAUUUUAUGGUGACAUCCGCCUUGAGCAGAACCCCACCACUUUCACGGAGGCCCUCGAGGUGUACAAGAAGCUCCCCACUAUACUGAAGGAGAAUCCAGAAAAGGUGGUUCCAAUCAAAGUCUGGCUUUAUCCUCUUCAUCUUUUGAAUGAUAAAGCAGCUCAGUUGGAGAGAGAAAUCAGCGCAAGUGCAGUUUCCAUUGAAGUUAUAAUGGAGGAGCUGGAGGAAGUAGAGAGGACAUGCAAUGACCUUUCCAGAAAAACGCUGGUCAAUAUUUUCAGUGACAUCACACAGAGGCUGCGCUUAUUUCAGAGCUCAUUUAACAUUUACAAGGCAAUGCUCCUGAAAGCAGUCGGCAGGGUCUUGCCUGCUAUUCGAGGAGGAGGGAUGGAGGAGAAAUCAAUAGAAGACAUCCUGAAGAUCCACUACAGAUCCCCUUUUAAUGCUGAUGUGCUAAAGCAGUGGUUAGGUGAUGCAAAGUCUGAACUUCACCUCUUGAAUUCUAACAUAGAGAUGUUGAAUGGGAUCAAAAUGGAAAAUUCAGACACUCUCAACACCAUCCACCUUAAUCCUAAUAUUGAAGUUGUGGUGUGCUUGACCUUCACAUCUCUGAAUUAUGAAGACCCAUAUCUUUCAACCCUGACAGAGUUUGUUAAAUCUGACGAGUUUAAAGGGCUAGAUGGGGGAAAAAAGAUGGUUUCUGUAGCACCUGUCAGAAAAUGGUUCAGAGAUCCUGAUGUCAUAAUAAAGAUGAGAGAGAACUUAUCUCUUUUCAAAAGUUUCUCAGAGGCUAAUAAAGAUGAAAAGAGAAUCCGCUUCAGUAUUUCUGCCAUAUCCGAUCCCUCCAGUCCAGGGUCCUCCAUCUAUCUGUAUGAGAAAGGGAAGCUGACAGACACACAGUUCCAGCCCGUGUCCAAACCACCCCCACCAAUAGUAAAGGACACUCAGAACCGAAUAAUGUCCCUGAAACUGCAGAAAUCUCCAACUGGAGAAACAGUGCAGUACAGAGUGGAAUACCAGCAGGUAAAAGCAGAUUCUGGCCCUGACAAACAGUGGUUCGUCCAAAACACAGCAGAUAAAGACUUUAUUCAGACUGGAUUGGAGUUUGGACAGAAGUACUUGAUCCGCUACAGGAUAGUGGGUAAAGUGGGAGUGAGUGAAGCCAGUGACACUAUCAGCCACAUACCGUCUUCAGAACUACCUCUGAUUAGGGUUGGGAGUAUGCAUUCAACCACUUUUACGAUUCCUUCCACCAGCACCAUUAGGAAGAUCGUAAUUUAUUACCAGCGGAGCUUUAUGUGGUUCAGGUUUAAAGCAAUCGAGGUGGUUUCCAACACUGGCUACAGAUUUAUGGAUGGUGACUAUCACGGAGCGAAAUCCGAAGAAUUUCUAUUUGACGACGAAGAUAAAAUUGUUAAGGUAACAUUGUGGCCAAGUAAGGAUGAGACCAAACUCGGUGGUAUAGGAUUUGAGGUUGUAAAAAGCAACGGUGCAAGAACAUCAUUAUCAGUCAAGAAUGAAUAUAAUCUGGGAAGUCCUGUGAGUGUUGAUGUGAUGUCUAGAAAGUGUUACGGCAUUGCGGUGAGAAUCAGACUUGAAAUUGAAUUUCUGGGCUUCUACUUCAUUUAGAUGCCUCCAGCUGUACAGACAUAACUGUUACUGGCAGUAUCAAAAUACUUCUGCAGACAUCUGAACAAUAAUCAAAUAUUUUAAAUAUAUACUAAAGUUAAUGCAUGUAUAAAGAUAUUAUGUUUUUAGUAUCAAUCAGACUAAUAUGUUUGACGUUCAGGUAAAUGGAACAGUAAUAUCUCAAAUGUAAAUGUAAUGUAAAGGACAAAUAAAAACCAUCAAAUUUAUGAGUCAAUCAAUAAAUAGUGAUUGCAAUUUA